Molecule: messenger RNA, 3290 nt
Organism: Doryrhamphus excisus (bluestripe pipefish)
Lineage: Eukaryota; Metazoa; Chordata; Actinopteri; Syngnathiformes; Syngnathidae
Source: RefSeq, a predicted model, not a curated record
UUCCACAUGUUACCACUCGACUGCUUUUCCUUUAAAUUCUAUUGUAGACGCGAAAUCAUUCAUCCGUGCUAGCUUAGUUGUAGUAGCAAGCUAGCUGUUGGCUAAUAUUAGCCAUAGUUGUGUCUCUUCUAUAGAGUUUUUCUAAUAAAUGCAGUUUAUAUCGACGACUAGUAAACCUACGUGGUUCGAAAGUAGAAUAUUGUAUUCAGUUGUUCACCACAGCGCCAGCUUUACAUUGUGGAUCAACAUUGUUAGGUUAGCCAUUAUAGAAGUAUUGUGUGUUUAACUUUUAAGAAGUGUGUGUUUAUAAAUCAGGGUAUGUGCAGUAACUUUACAUUUUGUUUUAUUGUUUCACCAUUGUCGUAACUUGUCAUUUCUUAUUUUUGUUCUUGGUUAAUUUUUUUUUUUUUUAGCUUUUUUUGCGUUCAGUGCGGUGGCCGCAGGAGCAAAAGCGCAGCAAGGUCUAAAACCAAAAACACCAUAACACAAAUGCGACUGGAAAAUUCUACAACUUAAAAAUGUUGGGUCACAUACACGAGUCACAAUCAAAAAAUGCUGCAAAAAUCCAUACACAAGCUCCAAAAACAACUGCAUGAGAGAAAUGCUGCAAGCCCCUGGUGGCCACCGUAGUUCUGUUUCACACCUACAUUGCCAUUAAUCUGAAUGUGUCAAAAUGCAUGUUGAUUUAUUGAACAAAAUUAAAGGCCCAAAAGAUGGACGAUAGGCUGAAUGGUUCCUUGCCUGUCGGGUCCUCGGAGUAUCUCCAGCAGUGGAUUCAGUCUACUCAGCAGUUCCAAGCUCUCCAAGCCCAGUACUCCGCCUUCAACCAUCAGUCUCACUACCCAGAGACACAGAACGGAGCAACAUCUGCACCUCCCAUGGUUAACCCUCAACCCAUGAUGGAGCAGCCAGAGCCUGCUAACCUAACCAAACCCCCGGCCAAAAAGAGAGGCAGACAAGCUCAGGCCAAGGAACCAGGCGCACCUAAACCACCAAAAGUCCCAAAGGCACCAAAGCCCCCUAAGGCACCAAAGCCCCCUAAGGCACCAAAGCCCCCAAAGGACCCAAAUGCUCCCAAGGCCAAACCAGGCCCGAAGCCCAAGAAGAACGUUGAGGGUCAGUCUGACGGAAAGCAGGAGAAGAUUGAUGAGAGCUUCAAGAAGGUGAAGCGGAAAGUGGACCGUUUCAAAGGAAUGUCUGAGGAGGAAGUCAUGAAAAAAACCCUCCCCGACCUGUUGGAGCCCAAUCUGGACUAUGUCAUCAUUGGCAUCAAUCCAGGGUUGAUGGCAGCUUACAUUGGACGCUGGUUUCCUGGUCCUGGAAAUCAUUUUUGGAAGUGUCUCUUCCUGUCCGGGUUUACAGAAGAGCAGCUCAACCACAUGCAUGACACCACUUUGCCGGGCAAGUACAAAAUGGGCUUCACCAACAUGGUUGCCAGGGCGACGCCAGGGAGCAAAGACCUCUCAAGCAAAGAGCUGCGUGAAGGAGGCAAAAUUCUUGUGGAGAAGCUAAAGAACUACAAACCUCUCAUUGCCGUUUUCAAUGGCAAAUGCAUAUAUGAAAUGUUUUGUCGAGAACUAUUUGGUAAAAAACCAAAGAAACUUGACUUUGGUUUGCAGCCACACAAGAUCCCUGACUGUGAAGUGGCUCUGUACCUGAUGCCCUCAUCCAGCGCUCGCUGUGCUCAGUUCCCUCGCGCUCAGGACAAAGUACACUUUUACAUCAAGCUGAGGGAGCUCAGAGAUGAGCUACGGGGCGCACUCAGGCCCAGAGAGAUCGAGGAGGUCAACUACUCCUUUGACUUGAAGCUGGCCAAAGAGGAUGCCAAGAGGCUCGCCAUCAAGGAGGAGCAGUACGAUCCAGGCUACGAGGACGCAUAUGGUGGAGCAUACGUGGAGCCAGGAGCUGAAGGAGGCCAGAGUCAGGCCAACGGACACUGUUCCUUCUCACCAAGUGAAAACUCAGCAGAGCGAGCACAGGAGGCAAGCACAUCGCAAAGUUCAGAAGGCCAACUUCCAGAUAGGCAAUGGAUGUCGCAAUCGUUCGCAGAUGGGUCAGGUGUCAGCGGAGGAGCGGGAGGCGAUGGCUCAUGAGAAGGAGACGUGAGGCCACGAUGUCCUCCUGCCAUCUUGAAAAUAAUAAUCAUUAGCGGACAUGCUCCACUCUUAGACUUUUGUAGGUGUUUUGCAGAAUCUUCUUUCUGCACUCAUUUUAGAUUUUUGUUUUGUUCUUGUGCGAUGAUCUUCACGGCCAUCGUUUUUACCGACCUCAAAUCAGGGACAAUGACUUUUUGACUGUCUUUUUAAACUGUUCAUUUGCUGAUGAAAAGGAAAACUAAUUCAGUUGGGGGCAGCGCGUUACUUGAAACGGCUACCUUCCCUUUCAUCAUUGUUUGAAUUCACACUCUUCCGUACGUACACCUACCAUUUUGAUUACACAAGUGGAUUCACGCUGAGAAGUACGGCAAAAUGCAAUGCUCUGCCCAGUACCUGGAUGGUGAGUGUGCAGCGAUGGACCCGAACCACCCUCCAUCAUAGCCACUGGAAGGGGAGGGACUUGAGUGGUUGCAAUUGGAUAAAUAUCGCAGUGGUCAUGUCCUUAUGUGGGACGGCGCACUUGGGAACUAAGUACACAGUGUAAACGGUAUACUUAUGGAAGGGUACCGAUGGAGGUAUUCUAAUUUACACAGUACUACACUGUCAAAAUUGGUGCACAUAGGAACCAAGUAUGCAGUGUACACGGUAUAGUUAAGGUGGUAAAGUGUAAGUACGGAAGUGUGCAAAUUAAAACCCUUAGCUCUCGACUGCAUGGACAAACCAUUUGAGACCUACAGGAAGUGCAGCUUAAACAGCCGCUAUUCGUCUGGAAAUACUUUCUACAAGAUUUGGGCGUGUGUCUACUUGUGACGUCUCCUGGGGGAGACAUUGAUUACAAGCUGUUUUCAAUGGCCUCAUCCUACCGGUGAUCUCCCACUGACAGAAAUACUGCACAUGGAUGCAGUAAGAGUGUCGAGGAGUGGAGCUUCUUAAAAGUGAGCACUUUUAAGAAGCUAUGCUGUUACACGGACUAAAUCCUGAUGUGACUGGUCUUUUUAAAAUGUGCAUCCACUAUGACUAUCACUAUCCUGGUGUCGCUAUCACGGAUUCCACCGUGAAUUACCUCAGCAGCCUUUUGUCAUGAAAUAUAGUUUACUCUUUUAGCAAUUUUAGAAUUUUUUUUUAUGUCCUUGAAAAUGACACACAAGGAAUUUGAAGUUUGUCUAUUAAAAUGUCCUGAUGGUGCUUUUUCUA